AUGGCUACAAUGGACACAACUCAAGUCAUGCCAAAGAUAAAUGAAAAGAACCAUUCAGAUGGAGUAAGCAAAGACAUCAAGCAGGGAGUUGUGAACAAACUUAAAGUCUUUAGAAGCAAAAAAACUGGUGGAUGGUAUUCAGCAUUUCUUUGUUUAGUAAACCAAGGACUUGUAACACUAUCAUUUUUUGGUGUUGGAGUGAAUUUGGUGUUGUUUUUAACAAGAGUUUUGGGACAAGAUAAUGCUACUGCUGCUAAUAAUGUUAGCAAAUGGACUGGAACUGUUUAUUUGUGUUCACUUUUGGGAGCUUUUAUAAGUGAUUCUUAUUGGGGAAGGUUCAUCACAUGUGCCAUUUUUCAACUUAUUCUCAUCCUGGGACUUGUGAUCAUAUCAUUGACAUCUUGGCUAUUCUUGAUUAAACCAAAUGGAUGUGGAGAUGGUCUACAAAAUUGUGUACCCCCAUCACCUAUUGGCACUUCAUUAUUUUACUUAGCCAUAUACUUGGUGGCUUUGGGCUAUGGUGGUCAUCAACCCACAAUUGCAACUUUUGGAUCAGACCAAUUUGAUGAAGCAAAUCCUAAAGGAAAAAUCUCAAAGGCUGCCUAUUUUGGCUAUUUUUACUUUGCAUUAAAUGCUGGAUCUUUAAUUUCCAAUACAAUUUUGGUAUAUUAUGAAGAUGGUGGUAAAUGGACACUUGGUUUUUGGGCCUCUACUGCUGCUGGGCUUUUGGGCCUAAUUGUUUUCUUGUUGGGCACUCCUGGAUAUAGAUAUGUUAAGUCAUUUGGGAACCCAUUGCCACGUGUCGGUCAGGUAUUCGUUGCCGCGUUCCGUAAAUGGAGAGUGCCUAAUGUUGAUGAGACAGAGUUAUAUGAAUUGAAUGGGUUGGAAUCAUCCAUUAAAGGGACAAGGAAGAUACUUCAUAGUAAUGAUUUCAAGAAACUAGACAAGGCAGCAAUAGUGACAGAUGAAGAUAGACAAAGGCCAGUGAUUAACCCAUGGAGGCUAUGCACAAUAACACAAGUUGAAGAAGCAAAGUGCAUAAUAAGAAUGUUUCCAAUUUGGCUAUGCACCAUAAUGUACUCUGUCAUCUUUACACAAAUGGCCUCUUUAUUUGUUGAGCAAGGUGAAGUCAUGGAUGCUACCAUUGGGAACUUUCACCUACCUGCAGCUAGCAUGUCAGCAUUCGACAUAUGUAGCGUGCUAACGUGCACGUUUCUCUACAGGUUCAUGGUGGUUCCAUUAGCCGGAAAGAUAAGUGGGAAUCCGAGAGGAUUGUCAGAGCUCCAGAGGAUGGGAGUUGGACUAAUCAUCGGUAUGUUAUCAAUGGUUGCAGCAGGUGUAACAGAAAUUUUUAGGCUAAGAAGAGUAAUCCCCGGAAAUGAAACAAGUUCACUAAGUAUAUUUUGGCAAAUUCCACAAUACAUACUUGUUGGUGCCUCAGAGGUAUUUAUGUAUGUUGGACAACUUGAAUUUUUCAAUGGACAAGCACCUGAUGGGAUAAAAAGCCUAGGAAGUUCACUUUGUAUGGCAUCAAUGUCACUUGGAAAUUAUGUUAGUAGUAUGCUUGUCAACAUGGUUAUGCAUUUCACAGCAAAAGGGACUAGACAUGGUUGGAUACCUGAAAAUUUAAAUAAUGGCCACAUUGAUAGAUUUUACUUCUUGCUAUUUGGUUUGGCAUUGGUUGAUAUGGUUGCAUUUGUGUUUUUUGCUAAGUGGUACAAAGGGAUCAACAUUGAAGAUAGCAAUCAUGGACAAAAGGAGAUUGUUCAAGUUCUUGAAAAAGUUUGA
Solanum verrucosum is the source of this 1788-nucleotide messenger RNA. RefSeq names its product protein NRT1/ PTR FAMILY 7.1. The transcript is spliced from 6 exons. Gene Ontology annotation, cellular component: membrane. Gene Ontology annotation, molecular function: transmembrane transporter activity. Bases 1 to 1788 code for a protein of 595 amino acids. Gene Ontology annotation, biological process: transmembrane transport. NCBI's taxonomy places the organism in Eukaryota, Viridiplantae, Streptophyta, Magnoliopsida, Solanales, Solanaceae. The record is from RefSeq and is a predicted model, not a curated record.